CUGUUUGGAAACAAGUAAAAGAAGAGCAGGUUACAAAUAAGCUCGUCCCAUUCCGAUUCCAAUCACGUCUUUUUCUCGAACUGUGUGCGCGUCCCCUACUCCUCUGCGCCCGCGGCAUUUCUUAGUGGAGGCAGCCGCAUCUGUGAAGGAUGGCGAACCCGCUUUACGGCUACAACCCUAGCUACGGAGGACCAGGAGCGGCAAAUCUCUCUACCUUAUACUCUUCUAGGUCUAUCACUGAUCCCUAUUUGCCAGACUCCCUGCUCUCCUCUUCCCGCUACCUCACAGCCUCCGAUCGCCUCUCCUCUGAUCCCUCCGCCUACUCUUCAGCCGACCGAGCAUCUUUGUUUCUCAGCCAGAAGGACUCUCUGAGGUUCUCUUCCGCCGGCGAAAUCGCCGGAGCAGGAGUUGGUUCUGCCGGCGGUAUUUUGGCUGCCGCGGCCGCCAGAAUCUCUGCUGCAGCUGCGGCAGCGCCCGCGGCCGCCAGUUUGGUUUCUCGGGCAGCCUGGUCUACUGCCGACGCUGGGGCUGCUGUCGACCCGGUUGUUGCUAGCUUGAAACGCUCCAACGAAGCGCUCUACCAUCAGACUGUUUUGGGUGCUCAUAGCAUGAUUGGGCAAAGUGAAGCUUGGUUUUCUAACAACUCUUUAGCCAAGCGCCCUAGAUUCGAGAGUGCAAGCAAUUUGCCUAUUUAUCCACAGAGGCCGGGAGAGAAGGAUUGUGCCCAUUAUAUGCUCACAAGAACCUGUAAAUUUGGAGAUAGCUGCAAGUUUGACCAUCCUAUUUGGGUUCCUGAGGGUGGGAUCCCAGAUUGGAAAGAGGUUCCACUUGUUGCGAUUAGUGAAUUCCUUCCUGAGAGGCCUGGGGAGCCAGAUUGUCCGUAUUUUCUGAAAACUCAAAAAUGCAAAUUUGGAUUGAGAUGCAAGUUUAACCAUCCAAAAGAUCAGUUGGUGUCCUCGGGUACUACAGAAGAUGCUAGUGGUACUUCUUUGCCUGAGAGGCCAUUUGAGCCUCCAUGUGCUUUCUAUAUGAAGACCGGAAAUUGUAAGUUUGGUGGAACAUGCAAAUUCCAUCACCCAAAAGAUAUCCAAAUACCAUCAGCCGGACAAGAAAAUGGUACUGGUGAACAGACUCUGUCAAUGAACGUUGAUGGAAUGAGAGGAGAUGCAAUGCCAGUUAAGCCACUUGUUGUCACCCCUGCAUUGAUGCAUAACUCCAAAGGACUGCCUAUACGACCGGGGUACAAGAUGUUUCUUCUCAGGAAUAGAAAGGGAGAAGUGGAUUGCCCAUUUUAUAUGAAAACUGGCAGUUGCAAAUAUGGCACCAGUUGCCGCUACAAUCACCCAGAUAGAAGUGGUACUCAAGCAGCAAUCAAUCCACCUGCUGCUGCAAUUGGCCAUGCAAUUUUAGCCUCUCCAGCUACUAAUCUGAACAUUGGAGUUGCUAAUCCAGCUGGGUCCAUCCUACAGACUAUGGACCCCAGAAUAGCUCAGAUGACGUUGGGAUUGGGCCCAACCAUCUACCCUCAACGACCUGGGCAGAUUGAAUGUGAUUUCUAUAUGAAAACUGGAGAGUGCAAAUUUGGUGAACGAUGCAAGUUUCAUCAUCCUAUUGAUAGGUCAGCACCAACACCAUCAAUGAUGAAGAUAGCAGAACAAGAGAAUGUUACUCUCACUCUUGCAGGUUUACCCAGGAGAGAGGGUGUUAUAAUUUGUCCUUUCUAUUUGAAGACUGGCACAUGCAAGUUUGGUGCAACAUGCAAGUUUGACCACCCUCCUCCUGGAGAGGUCAUGGCUAGGGCAACGUCCCAAGAAGCAUCGAUGUCUUCCGGAGAAGGGGAAGGAAGAAGGGACGCAUAAAGCAGUGCAGAAGAGCAGCAGUGAGGUUACUUGCUCAGAUGGUGGGGCAGAUUGUCAGGGACUUCUUUUGCCUCCUUAUCACUGUGAACUGCGUUUUCUAGUUCUAAUUUAAUGGGAUGCAUCUGAUGAAUUAUAUUGGGGAUUGAUUCAUUGUAAUGCACAUUAUUGUAGAUUUGGAUUCAUUGCUCAACAUCCAACUUCUUGCUUUUUGCUUUUGGGUUUCCCAAGAAAGCUGUUUUGCUUCAUUUAGGGAUUGUAUGGAACAUCUCUUAGUGAUGUGCUACUUCAUUUUCCAAAGCCUUCAGGUUGCUGUUUUAAUUACGAGAUGCAUUAAUUCUGGCAAA
Molecule: messenger RNA, 2203 nt
Organism: Malania oleifera
Lineage: Eukaryota; Viridiplantae; Streptophyta; Magnoliopsida; Santalales; Ximeniaceae
Product: zinc finger CCCH domain-containing protein 37
Exons: 13
Coding region: 150-1859 (569 amino acids)
Molecular function (GO): metal ion binding; mRNA binding
Source: RefSeq, a predicted model, not a curated record